This is a messenger RNA of Bactrocera tryoni, 830 nucleotides long. RefSeq names its product protein D2-like. The transcript is spliced from 2 exons. Bases 119 to 739 code for a protein of 206 amino acids. The record is from RefSeq and is a predicted model, not a curated record. Lineage: Eukaryota; Metazoa; Arthropoda; Insecta; Diptera; Tephritidae.
AAUCGCUUCUGUUGGUUAGUUAACUUAAUUUAAUCGCCUAAAGCAUAUUACUAUUAGAUUUCACAUACGAAAUAUAUCGGUUGUAAUAUAUACAGUUAACCCAUCGCAGGACAUUUAAAUGGAGAUUAUGAAAGUAUUUUGGCUUUUGUUGAUCGCGGCCAAUAUAAGUGCAAACGAAACAAAUGACGUGAAGACAAUAUUCGAGCAACUUGAAGUCGUCCCAGAUGUUGUACAAAGUGCACCAAACCGGUUUUUAAAAGUGACUUAUGCCAACGACUUGGAAUUGAAAGCGGGCAUAGAAUUCACACCAACUCAAGUAAAGUCCCAACCUUUGGUAGAAUGGGAGGCGGAUCAAGAUUCAUUUUACACACUUAUAAUGACAGAUCCAGACGCACCAAGUCGCAAUGCACCAAAAUUUCGCGAGUUCAAACACUGGCUAGUGGGUAACAUCCCAAACAAUGACAUUUCAAAAGGUGAAGUUCUAAGCGCUUAUGUCGGCUCAGGACCUCCAAAAGAUUCAGGACUGCAUCGUUAUGUAUUCUUGCUCUACAAACAGAAUGGAAAGUUGGAAUUCAAUGAGGCAAGAGUUGGAAAUAACAGCAGAGAAGAACGUCCCAAUUUCCGUGCAGCUAACUUUGCUUUAAAGUAUGACCUUGAUUAUCCUAUAGCAGGCAACUUUUAUCAAGCACAAUGGGAUGAAUAUGUUCCCUUCGUUCAUAAACAGCUUUCAGGCAACUAACACAAUUUGAUAUAUUGAUUUGGUUUGUAUUGAAUUGUAAAUCAUUUUUUUUAAUUAAAUAAGACUAGUUUGGCUGCUUUCAAAAAUAUUA